UCAAAAAAUUUACACGAAGUGACCAGCUGGAUUGAAAUUUAAUUUAUAUUUAUUGUUAUUUUAUUUUUCACAUUUAUUUAUUCAUUAUCAAGACAACAUUUAUUAGCUCAAAUUAAAUUGUUUAAUGUUUUGCCGCAUACAUUUUAUCCAGAGAUAAAAUUAUGCCGGAGGAUAAGAAAUCUAACCGUAAAAGUGACCCAAAAGACCAGAGGAAAUCUCGACGUCGUCAUGACCAGCAAGUCGACAAGAAAGAUAAACAACCAGCACCAAAACCUCAGCCUGUACCAGUGCAAAAGAACACCGAACCUGCUAAAGAUUCAGUUCCCGAGAAGCCUGUAUAUGAACCACCUGGUCCUGAGUUCUAUAAAAAUCUUAAAAGGGAGACAGAUGACAUACUCAAAAUAACAGAAGAAGCAAACUCCAAAUACAAGAAAAAGGAAAUACAAAGCAAUUGGGCCAAAUAUGAAAUGCCAAUUGAGAGUUACAAUGAAAUUGAGGAACAGGAGAAUAUAGGCGCUGAUUAUGAGGCUCUAAUCCAAGCACCAUUGUCAGUUGGUGGACAUUUUCAAUUCAAACAUGAGAAGUCAUGGGAUAAUACCACAGGCCCUUCUCUAUAUGAUAAAUAUUUCGAAAUUGAUAUGGACAAUUUAGCUAUAGCUCUGUCAACAAUACCGUUUUACGAAAGAAAUUGUAUAGACCAAUCAUUAUUUAGCGAAACAGAUAUAUUCAAUAUGAAUAACAGAGCUACAAAGUUUAAGCAAAAGUAUUACAAUGACAAAAGUUAUACUACACCUGAAAUGGAAGCGCAGGAUAGAAUUUUAAAGAAACUAAGGGAAUCUGAAGAAAAGGAAAGUACUGUUUCUGAUGAAAAAGGGGAAGUUACCAAAGAUGUUGAUUUUACAAAUCUCGAGAACAAAAAUGACAUAGAACACGAAGAAAUUAAAACAAGUGAUGAGAAAACUUCUAAACCUAGUCCUGUUAAGUUUAAUAAUUUAGCUAAAAUUGAACCUGAAAAUAUUGAUACGAAUAAAAUUAAAGAAAUAGAAUCUGUGAAACAAAUAGUUAAAAUAGAAGAAAAAGGUGACAUGAAAGAAAAAUCUCUUGACAAUAAACAUAUAGACAAUAUUGAUGAUAUUAUAGCUGUUGUUGAAAACAAAAAAGUAGAAACUCCAAAAAAAUCUGAACCAAAAACAAUUGUAGAUACAGCUGUUGUCACAGCAGUCGUUGAGAAUAUCAGUCCAGCAGGGGAACAGGCACCACAAAAGAAUCCAGUUAUUGAAUCUCCCGAGGAUCUUGAAAAGUGGCUCGAUGAUUUCUUAGAUGGCUAAAUUAUUGUAUUCCAUGUAACUAUGACUUUUACUUUUUUUAAUAACAGAUUUAUCAUUAUUUUCGUAAGUUAUUGUUUUUAUUAUAUUAUAUUGUUUUUUUAUUAACUACUAGCUGUUCCUUGAACUGUUUUCCUGACUAACUUAUUAAAAGAAAGAAAUGCGUAUUUGUUAAAAGUUAAAAAUAAAUGAAAAAAAUAUUUUAGAGCCGUCUGAUGAGUUCCAAUAUUGAACCUAUAAAUGUUCCCGGGAAUUUAUAGAAAUGAUCUUUUCUUGCGUGAGAGCUCGCGGUGGAGCAAAUGAUAACCCCAGUGCAAUGCAAUUUAGUAAACUAAAUAUUAUUUAUUACAUUGCUUUUCUAGCGAUUUAAAUAAAAAAAAGUAAAAAAUAGUAAAUUGUGGGGACCAACUUCACACUAAAAAUUGAAAUUGCUUUUACGGAGAAAGCAGGAAAUCUCAAAGGAAAAUUGUUUUCUCUCAAACCGUCUCUAGCUAUUCUCCAACGAUUUUCAUAAAAAAAGAAAGUGAGGAGGGUAACUUCAUGUAGGUCAAAAACGGGAAAUGUAUAGUGCCGUAUAGAGCAUGUUUAUCAUUAGCACCUUCGAUUAAAAUCCAUUUGGAGCAAUGAUCUGCUGACGGCAGGUCACAAAUACUUUUUUAUAAUUAUUGUCCUAAAAUCAUAUUUCAAUAUAGUCACUAUAGCCAGAGAGGGGUAAAUGGGACAGUUAUUGAGAUCUUGCCUUCAAUUAUUCAACAAGAGCUCGAUCCUGUUCUAGUAGUACAUCCAUGAUAAAAUGUUGAUUCUGAAUAGACAUUUUUAAGUUUUAAGUACAUGUUUGAUUAUGAACACUAACGAAAGCUGAUGAAAUGUAUAAUUUAUAAUAGAGAAGUAAAAAAUAAAACGAUAAAAAGUA
Papilio polytes (common Mormon) is the source of this 2238-nucleotide messenger RNA. RefSeq lists its product as uncharacterized. Gene Ontology annotation, biological process: negative regulation of G2/M transition of mitotic cell cycle. Bases 162 to 1328 code for a protein of 388 amino acids. The transcript has 5 exons. Lineage: Eukaryota; Metazoa; Arthropoda; Insecta; Lepidoptera; Papilionidae. The record is from RefSeq and is a predicted model, not a curated record.